UAGGCAUGUUGGUAUGUACAAUGGGGUUGGCUGGAGGCUGGCUUGGGUACUCGAGCAGGUAAGUGUGAGACGAGCUUGAGGGGGACGCAGUUAUGUGUGUAAAUGGGAAGAUGCAGAGGUGAUGGUUGCGGGAAAAGGAAGGCUUUCACGUGCUAUCAUCGCCUGCCUUGGUCCUUAGCGCACCCUCACUCCUAAAGUUCAGUUGCAAUAUUUCAAGCCACAACUGCGGUGCUCAAUUCACACGCAGCUCUUCAGCGUCCAACCAACAUCUUCAGCGUUCUUGCUGCUUAUCAUAUAAGUAGUCUGGCUUCCGCCACUUUGCACUUUCCGUCGUGCACAGCAACCCACGGUCGUUCAGACGGCGUUGCAGUAGUCGCACGGCCUUGGCUUCGUCCGAUCAUUACUGUGCAAUUGACAGCAUACCGACAUCCGACACCAUCAUGCCGCUCUUCUGGAAAAAAAAGAGGACAGCUUCUGCCAGCCAUAUUAGCGGAACAGGAACGGCUAAGCGCAAGGCGGUCGAUGAUGUGAGCGAUGGGAGUCCAUCCUUUAAGAAGCGUGUCAUGUCAACUUUGGGCUUCGAUAACGGCAUGCAGCUGGUCCGCAAGACUGUCUCUGGCAAGAAUGUACCGAUUGAGAAAACUCUCGAGGUCUUCGCGGACGAGGACGAGGAGUACAACGAUGCACAGGAAGAGCUGGAGGACGGUGCUCGUGCCAGCGAUGGAGGUUUGCCAUCCGCGAACUCAAGCUACCAGUGGGCCAAAGAGCAAGAAGCCCACGACGGCGCGCCUGACGGCAGGGAUAAUGAGCAAGAAGGGUAUGCCGUCAAUACCGGCGAGGAUGAAGACGCCGACCGGGAGCAUGAUGUGAGUGUCGAUAACGGAAACUUCAUCGUACGCUCCGGCAGCAGCGGCGUAGAGGACGCCGACGACCUCUUCUCUGUGGCCUUCGGAACCAACGGCAAGCGAGCGAGCCAAGUACGCAGCAGCGCAGUCAAUGACGAACCCGAAGAUGACGACGAGGUUAUGAUCACGCAUGUCAUACCCAAACCGAAGCCCAAUCAUCAGACCAAGCAGCUCGCCUCAGCACACAAUCCAAUCGAACACGCCCGUGGCUGCAAGCCCAACCGCUCACCCUCUACCCCAGCACCCCCAUCUCUUCCCGAUCUUCCGAAACACAUCGACCCUACCACCCUCCAGCCCAUUCCAGCAACCCCAAAUCCGGAGAAAGACCUCCGCAAACCCCUCGCCCGCCACCAGCGCCUACACGACCGCGCCUUAGCCGUACGUCCGAAGCUUUUCGACUACCCCAACUACCCAGAUCAUCGAUACCCCAUCGCUGUCCUGCAUUUAGACAAUCGCAAGAAACUCAAUGCUCUAACGGAGAAGGACUUUAGCUGGCUCAAAGGCAACCGGCAGACGUGCAUGAAGACCAUCGCGGAGGCGUAUGCGAACACGACGCUGGCUGAGGACUUCUGUCUGGUGCUGGCAGGCGAGCGACUAGGGGAGUGGGAUCGAUGUGAGGAGAUUGAUUACUUUGGUGAUAAGAUGGUUGUGUUGAGGGCGGUUAAGGAAGGAACAGAGAUGAGCAAGGGAACUGACUUGGGGCACGGUUGUCCCAUGGUCGUUAUUGAAAUCGACUGAUCCAAUACAGUGUCAUCUAGCAAUAGAGAUAGAGAAGCAUGGCGCCAGGAGACAUUAAGAAGCAUCCUUACGAGAAGCAUGCUUCGCGAACUGCACGAUCAGGCCGGGGUUGGGAGCAUCGACCACGGCCUCAUACUAUGCAUCAUAUCUACAGCAGUGGUAGCAUGAUCUAGCAGCGAUCAAGAUCCAAAUGAUCUCAAGCUAGAUACUCACCUUUCUGUCUAUUGCUAUCUCAAUAUUUGUUCUCGAACGCUGUCUCAAGCGCAGUCCUCCUCGGCACCCGGAAGUUCCCUCUCGAGCAUGGUGCAUCA
Baudoinia panamericana UAMH 10762 is the source of this 1954-nucleotide messenger RNA. RefSeq lists its product as uncharacterized. Lineage: Eukaryota; Fungi; Ascomycota; Dothideomycetes; Mycosphaerellales; Teratosphaeriaceae. The record is from RefSeq and is a predicted model, not a curated record. The transcript has a single exon. The coding region runs from base 441 to 1643 and encodes 400 amino acids.